Messenger RNA from Striga asiatica, 315 nucleotides. The record is from the annotation of a GenBank genome assembly. NCBI's taxonomy places the organism in Eukaryota, Viridiplantae, Streptophyta, Magnoliopsida, Lamiales, Orobanchaceae.
AUGGAUUCAGCCGAAAGAUCUGUAUGGGAACUUCGAUAUUGGACUCUAUGUGCAAUGGUUGUUACCGAAUUGUGCUAUCGCGGGCAAUUUUCGUUGGGCAUCUUCACUUUCGGUGGGUGCUUAUUUAUUAUCGGAGGACAUGAGGCGGUGCAGGUGGCGAUCGUGACGCGAUCGGAGCCCAGUGAGCCCAAGAUAAUGUCCAAAGAAGAUGCUGUCAAACUGGCAGAGUUCGCAUUGAAGGACUACAAUGAUAAACAUGUUUUUCUUUUAUCUUCAACUCCUUUUUUCCACUCUCCCCCAAUAUGGACCCCAUGA